AUGCCAUCAGUACCCUACAUGAAUCAUUCAGCCCCCUUCUGGGACUUCUUAGCAAGUCUGGAGCAAGAAGGUACUGAUCACCCAAUCUUCAGCCAGUGGGCACCCCCUUCAAAUAACCGCUCCUCCUCCUCCGACAACACCACCGCCAACAACAACAACACAAGAAGCAGCGAUGCCACUACUGAGUCCGCACGCGAAGUCCCUCCCUUUGGGCCUUGGACCCAUGGAAGCUGGCCAUUCAUGUUCGGCGGCGGACAAGGAAUCCCCCACCGUGGAGGACCUGGACCGCGCCGUGGCCACGAACAUGCUCGUCAUGAGCAGCACGAAGACGAGGACCGAGACUUCGAGAAGGAUUUCGAGCGCGAGUUGAAUAAGGAGUUCGAAGACGAACACGACAGUGAUGAGAGCUCUGAGAAACAGAAGGAGAAAGAAAAUAGUGGCAGCUCCAACGAUAACGGCGAAGGUCCGUCGAACACCAGCGGACGUGACGGCACCGAACAUGAAGGAUGUCGUCGCGGUCGAGGGGGCCACCGUUGCGGUGGCGAUCGGGAGCAGCACUGGGGAGGACCACGACGCGGUGGACGACACGGCCGCGGUGGUUUCGAUGGACCCCGAGCUUGGGGCCCUCAUCACCCUCACCGCCCUGGAUGCGGUGGCUACGGACGACGCGGUGGAUUCGGAGGGUGGGGUCGCGGGGGGCCAUUCGGAGGUGGGAACCGCUCCUUCGAUCCUAUGAGCUUUGUUUCGUCGUUGUUCGAACAGCCUGGAAAUGCCGAUGCCAGAGAAACCGCGGCCACCGAGAACGACGAUUUCCGUCCUGACGCCGAUGUCUUUGAUACGCCCGCGUCCUUUGUGGUGCAUGUGUCGCUGCCCGGCGCGAAGAAGGAAGAUGUCGGUGUGAAUUGGAAUGCUGAGAAAUCUGAGCUCAGCAUUGCCGGUGUUGUGUAUCGCCCUGGUGACGAAAAGCUGAUGGCGCAGCUCGCUAUGGCUGAGAGGAAAGCCGGGGCUUUUGAAAGGAAGAUUAGGCUGGGUACGAGGGCGAACCCAGCCAAUGUUGAUGCGGACCAGAUUAGUGCCAAGUUGGAGGAUGGGGUACUGAGGAUUGACAUUCCGAAGAUGGGGGAGAAUGGCUUUGUAGAGAUUAGGAAGGUGGACAUUGAGUAG
Messenger RNA from Periconia digitata, 1164 nucleotides. The record is from the annotation of a GenBank genome assembly. NCBI's taxonomy places the organism in Eukaryota, Fungi, Ascomycota, Dothideomycetes, Pleosporales, Periconiaceae.